UCAUGAGCGCCCUCUGGUGUGCUGCUGUGGCUGCUGAAUGACUUUCUGCGGUCAAAAGUGUCCUUAUCACGGUGAUCACAAGCCCCUGAUCUGCGUGAUCGCGUGCGCGUUAGUGAACUCUCCAGGGACGUCGCGUGAGGAAUGAGCACAGCAUGCCGCUGUUCAGUAAGAAAACCAACAAGUGCACCCGAGAUGCCAACGAGAAGGUGCCCUCCAUCGAAGAUAAGUACGUGCUCAAGGAGCUCCUGGGCAAGGGAGCCUUCUCUGAGGUGCGUGUGGCGGAGGCGCGCGACGGGUCGGGUCGACUGGUGGCCGUGAAGAUCAUCGACAAGAAGGAGCUCAAGGGCAAGGAGGACUCGCUGGAGAAUGAGAUCAGGGUGCUGAGGCGCUUCAGUGCCAAUCAGGGCAGCGGGCUCACGCAUCCCAACAUCGUGCAGCUGCUGGAGACAUACGAGGACAAGGUGAAAGUCUACCUCGUGAUGGAGCUCGUGACGGGCGGUGAGUUGUUCGACAGGAUCGUGGAGAAGGGCAGCUACACGGAGAAGGACGCCUCGGGGCUCAUCAAGCAGGUCCUGGAGGCGGUGCAGUACAUGCACGAGCAGGGCGUGGUGCAUCGCGACCUGAAGCCCGAGAAUUUGCUCUACCACUCGCCUGCUGACGACAGCAAAAUCAUGAUCAGUGACUUUGGACUGUCGAAGCUGGAGGAGUCCGGCGUGAUGGUGACCGCGUGCGGGACGCCCGGCUACGUGGCGCCCGAGGUGCUGGCGCAGAAGCCCUACGGCAAGCCGGUCGACCUGUGGAGCAUUGGGGUGAUUAGCUACAUCCUCCUAUGUGGCUAUCCACCCUUCUACGACGAGAACGACGCCAAUCUGUUCGCGCAGAUCCUCAAGGGCGACUUUGAGUUCGAGUCGCCGUACUGGGAUGAGAUUGGCGAGAGCGCGAAGGAGUUCAUCAGGCAUCUCAUGUGUGUGGACGUGGAGAAGCGCUACACGUGCAAGCAGGCGCUGGCGCAUCCCUGGAUCUCCGGCAACACGGCCAGCAGCAGGAACAUCCACGACACUGUGGCUGAGCAACUGAAGAAGAACUUCGCCAAGUCACGCUGGAAGCAGGCCUACCACGCGGCCACGGUGAUCCGGCAGAUGCAGCGGAUGGCGCUGAGCAGCAACGGUGCCGGGAGUGCCUAAUCGAACACUCUGAUACUCUCUUGAGGAUUCCAGAUUUUAUCCAUGACUAGCUAGAAUAGUGCCUUUCAGGCUUCUCCUGCAAAUUUUACGUACCUACUUAACAUUCCUUGUCUCUCUGGUAAAUGGAGAUCUGAUUGUAAAUAUAAAGCAUGGUUUUUCAGCAA
This is a messenger RNA of Phlebotomus argentipes, 1348 nucleotides long. RefSeq names its product calcium/calmodulin-dependent protein kinase type 1-like. The record is from RefSeq and is a predicted model, not a curated record. Lineage: Eukaryota; Metazoa; Arthropoda; Insecta; Diptera; Psychodidae. The transcript has a single exon. Gene Ontology annotation, biological process: protein phosphorylation. Bases 153 to 1184 code for a protein of 343 amino acids. Gene Ontology annotation, molecular function: ATP binding; calcium/calmodulin-dependent protein kinase activity; calmodulin binding.